Molecule: messenger RNA, 4885 nt
Organism: Phycodurus eques (leafy seadragon)
Lineage: Eukaryota; Metazoa; Chordata; Actinopteri; Syngnathiformes; Syngnathidae
Exons: 7
Coding region: 389-1996 (535 amino acids)
Source: RefSeq, a predicted model, not a curated record
CCCAGAUAAGUUUUUCACAAGGUGAAGUUACUACAUAUGUACAGAUGCCUGAAAAAAAAAUAUACAUGAGUACAGUUCCAUCCCACCGCUGCUCAUAAUUACAAUGAAUUUAAAGGAUCAUCAAUCAAGUGUGUUCGACUGUUGCUGGGAGCUCCAGCCAAUCAAGUCGAUCGUUGGGAGGGUUGGGUGUGUUGCGAGAGGCAUGACGUCAGCCGCAGCCCUCUCUACCAAAACAAAGGGAAGGAAAAGACAUUUGCAUCGCCACGUGAAACGAGGGGGUGGAGGUGGUGGGCUGUAUUUCAGUACGCUCGGUGUGUGGAGGGACACUGAGAGGUCCGGGAGGGGCAUUCUUCCUUCCUUUCGUCUGUCUGUCAGUCGGUCCGUGUGAAUGGCGGAUGGGGAAGCCGCCGUGUCCGUGAAGAGGGGGGCGGCCGCUGUGAUUGGAGCUCUAAACCCGAGGAAAGAGCUCACGCCUCGGCUUGCGAUUUUUUUAGUUUUUAUUUAUUUAUUACUAUUAUUUAUUGAUGUAUUGAUUUCUUUUUUGCACAUUGCCACUCCGAUCCGACGUCCGCUUCUUCUUAACAUGGAUCCCGAGAAGACGUUGACGUUCUGUCUCGGGCUCAAGGUUGAGUUGAUGACGAUGACCCUGAAAUAUGUGGAUGGGACCACCGAGGCUUCCACGGUGGCUUUUACCCAGAAGGAAUUGGACCAACUCACGGUUCACAAGGUGGUGAAGCAACAUGAGGGUUCCGGUAGCCAGCCUGUAGUCAGUCCCAAGUACUGUCCUGGUGUAAACAACAAUCCAGGUUACCUCUGUGAGACGGGACACUGCUGCGGAGAGACGGGCUGCUGUACCUACUAUUAUGAACUCUGGUGGUUCUGGCUGCUGUGGACCGUGCUGAUCCUCUUCAGCUGUUUCUGUGCUUACCGCCAUCGCCGUGCCAAGCUGAGGAUCCAGCAGCAACAGAGACAGAGGGAAAUCAAUCUUAUUGCCUAUAACGGAGCCUGCAACUUCCCAUCCUCCAUGCUGGAUCUCAGUUUUCUGGCCAACUUCAAGUUACCCUCUUAUGAUGAAGUAGCAGCGCGGCCCACCACACCUCCUCCACCUUACAGCGCUGUCUUCGCCCUGCAGGGAGGCGCCAUGCUAGGGCCGAGCUCCUCCUACCCCCAUCACCACCUCCACAGUCACCCCUGCUCCCCCUACCUGGGCCCGGGCCCCAGCGGCCUCACCUCGUCCCAGAGCUCCGACAACUACACCAGCUGCUCCUGCGAGUCCUGCUCCCUCACUUCGCCCUGCAGCACCUCCUUCUCCGUCCAGGUGACGGACGAGACGUACGACAGCAGCCGCCUGUCCACGCCCAGCGAAGCGGGGGGCGACGGCGCCCUCUUACCCAGGGCGGCGGGCGGCCGCUUAUCAACUCCCUCGUCCUCGCCACCUUCGUCCCAGGUUCCACCGGAUGUUAUACCGGCGCUCACUCCAGAUGUCAUUCCCAGUCAUUCCUGUAAUGGCAAUGAGGGGAUCUCACGCCAGGCUGCCCCACUGUCACUGCCCUUGUGGCCCUUUAAUAGCUAUCGUCCCUCGCAACACCCUCGCCUCCCGCUUUCACCCAUCAGUCUGCUAUCUUCCCUUCCCUCUGAUCAAGUCCAUCAUCUCGUCUACUCGGACCCCCUGUACGCCACGCCCAAAGGAAGAGAGGGAGACGCGCAUCAUCAAGGGGCUGUCCCUGCCACAAGUAUGUCCACCGUGAUGCACCCCGAAGACGAGGACGAGGAGGAUGACGAGGAGGAUCACUUCCGCCACCGACGCCUGACGGGAGAUUCCGGCAUCGAGGUGUGUCGCUGCAAAGUCAAGCGAGAAGACCGAGAGGAGGAAGCGGGCCUCAAGGAGCGGGAGCGGCAAGAGAGAGGGAACUGCUCCGUCCUCUCACCCCUGCUGGACGACUGUGUCCAGCACCACGGCGACGCCGUUAUCGUCGUGGAGUCCUCUGUAGUCUAACGAGCAAAACAAGAAGAAAAAGUCAGGUGUUUAUGGUUAGCGUCAGCCAUAUAGAGCAAGACAAGUAGGUGAAAAGUCACUGAAGUUAGUCUUGGAGGUGACUGGGAGGACAGGAUGAGUUAUCUCCUCUUGUUUUCACCUCCGAGAGAAGGUCUUACUUGAGUGAGCCUUGAUAAUUGUUACCUCUGCCAGGUAUAAAAGCACAAAAGAUGUCAGUUUGUUGGUUUGAUAGUUAGCAGGAUUACACAAUAAAUCACCGAACCAAUAGAAAACAUUGUAGUGUCACAUCUACCAAUGAAGAGCCCGUUACAUUUUGCGGGGAAUCUGGAAAAGUGCAUUUACAUAAAUUCAUUUUCCCUUCUUGACCUUUUUGAGUCGCCCCUGUUCCACAGUUAAAGUGGUAAAACCCCUCCAACCAGUCACUUUGUCAUGCUUUUAGCGCACAGUGAACCUGUAUUAGCCCUAGUUUAGCGCUAGCUAUGUGACUUCAUAAAAACUUUAUGGAGGGAUAGCUCAUGGGCCAACGAAAACCUAUGUAAAUAUGUUUGCAGAUCUGGAUAAAAGUAUACACAUACAGGAAUUUAUUUGUACUUUUACCCUCUGCUGCAAAGUUCCGUGGUCACUUAAGCACUUGACACAUGAUGUCACAAAAUGUGAGGUAUUGUUUUAAUUGUCAUCAAUCGGUUUGUUCAUUUGAAACAAGGACUACGCAAAAAACACUCGACCGAUUCCCACAAAACUAGUAGUAGUGGCACACCUACCAAUGAAGAACCCACUACAUUUUGCUGGGAAUCGGGAAGAAUGCUCUUACGGUAAUUUAUUUUGGCGUUUUUCCCCUUUUCAGUAAACCCCCUAUUCCACAGUUAAGUCCCCUCCGCCCUUUUACUUCUGGCACAAGUUUAGCACUAGCCACGUGAUGUCACAAAAACUUUGUAGAGAGGUGACAAAUGGGCCGAAAUUGUGUGCACAUACAGGAAUUUAUUUUUAUAGUUUGAGCCUCUUUGGCAACAAUGGAACUACUACUAACAAAUAUAACACCACUUACCCAUUAUCAACAUAUUACAUCAUCCUCCAGUAAGUAGCCUGCUAGCAAACAAACAGUUGGAUAAACAACCCCAAGCAAUGUGCUUUAUAGAAGCAGAAAAAACACUUUGACCUUGAUGGAGGUCUGUACUCAAAGGCCUGCUAUUCUAGUUUGUUUUACCUCUUCCUUCACAUUGAUGGGAAACAACCAAAAAACAAUAAGCUGGUAUUUAGGGUCUCGCCAUUUUUACCCACCGCAUUAACAUACAUUAAUUUGUUCGCAUCAUAUAUUUAAUGCAAAUUUUAUGCUAUACAAUCAAAUUUGGUGGCAGUCGCAUAUUGGCUUAUGCAUUGUGUAUUGGCCACAACUUUUGCCAUACCCAUAAGUUUGAUAAAAAUCCUGAAUUAAUCAUUAAAAAGGGUAUGGAUAAGGCGUUAAAAUCAGGGAUGGGUAUUUGACUACAUUUCCUCGAUUCCAUAUGGGAAAGAAUCAUGUUUUUUUUUCUUUUCUUCAUAUUUUGAAUGAGUUAAGGGAAGCUCGGUGAAUGUUCUGAGCCCGUUUUCAUGUCAGUAUUGUGGCACGGAUGGAGCUCAACUUGGUACAGCCGAUGUCAUGUUGAGAGUGAAUCAACAGCGCAUCUGCUGGCGCACUCCGUUUUGACGCCAUUGCUUCACGCAAUUGUUCUUCAUGAUCUAUGACAGUGGUGCCUUGAGAUGAGUGGCCGGAUUUUCGAGUUGGUCGAGAUACGAGCCAUCAUUCAGCCGAUUUUUGUCGUUGUUGACUUGCAAUGCUAGCUUGAGAUAGGAGCGCUAUAUGGUGGGAGUAAACUCUCCUCAAAAUAAGUAGCACUUUGGCAAAUAGUGAACAACUCGUCAAACGAGGUUUCAUCCUGUUUAAAGCCACUUCCAGUUGAAAUUUACUGUCAAAAUAAACAUCAAACUAGGAGAAUUACACGUUUAAAACAAACUUAGCCGUUAGUCUGCUAGCUAAUGCAAACACAUAACGGGAAAUAUAUAUUUUAGUUUUUUACUUAAACAACUGGUAUUUGAACACAAAUGGUGCAGCAACACAUUUAGACAUUCAAUAACAGUACUCACAGUCGUAUUCUCUGCGAGGAGCUGACACGUCCAUCUACAGUAUAAGAGCUGUCACUUAUACUGCCUCCUGGUGGCCAGCAGCCCAAUGGUCAUUCAAUUGAUGCAGUGUGACAAAAUUAAAAAUAAUUAUAUUGAAUUAUGUUAUUACUGUAUGUUUUUAUAAAGUACAAUAUAAUAGUGUGCUAUUUUUCAUAUUAAAUAAACACUCACAUAUUUGUGGGCCUUUCCAUAAAUUUCAUUUGGGAAGAUGCUUUGUGACUCUAGUGCUUUGAGUUCCAAGUGUGGUCACGGAACGGAUUAAACUCUUAUCUCAAGGCGCCACUGUAUUACGCCCAUCCCUAAUGUAAAGUAAGUUCGCUGAAGUUUUUUAUUUUUAUUUUUUUCAAUCAAGUGACUCAUACAUUAUUGUGCCCUCCCAUCACCGCCUUCAUGUUAUGUCCCAGGUCUGUAAAGCUUUAAUAUGGUCAGUAUAGUGCAACACUUCUGACCGUUACAUGGAUAGAUCAUGGCUACCAUAGCAUACUGUUAAAUACUCCGGCUCACGUGUGUUUCAAGGUUGUUACUGUUUAAAGGCGAUGUGUUAACCCGACGCCCUCACACACUAAUAAUGAAUGUAAAAAGCACUGCAACGAGCUGGAGUGCUUCUGGACAUUUUUAUAGUGGGAAGAAGAAAAAAAAAAAACAGGGAAAUGUGUGCUGCAAGGCUGGUGAGACGUGUUUUUGAGCGUUCAAAAAUAUUUGGAGACAGUUUAAAUGUUAAGAAUUGAG